AUGGAGCUGUAUUGCAGGGUUCUUGCUGAUACUUCAACUGGGAGUGAGCCGUUCACUGAUGCCGAGGAAAGGCAAGAGGAGAAGGAGGAGGACAAUAAUUCCAGGGAUGGGACCUUGGACACUACGUUCAGCACGGCAGUGGAAGAACCAGAGGAACUAGGAGAGGGACCAUUGGUGCAGCAGCUGCCUCCUGAAGAUCUUAAGUGCAACAGCUCACUCCUGAAGAUAGCUGAUCGGGGUGAAAAGAUUGAACUGAUUAGCCAAGAAGUAUGGAAACUACUUCACAAUGAUGGCAUGAAAGUCAGUCUUCGUCGCGUGGAGGACCAGACGGCAGAUGGAAAGCCCAAGGUCUGUGAACAGAGUGGGAGCCCUCCAUGCAAGAAAGCGCGGAGUAAAGACAGUUUCGUGGAACAACAUUGGCCGGAGGACAUUGAAAUGAAGGGUCCUGCUGAUGCUUCAACUGGGAGUGAGCCGUUCACUGAUGCCGAGGAAGGGCAAGAGGAGGAGGAGGAGAAUGAUGAUUCCAAGGAUGAGACCUUGGACACUUACCUGGGUGGGUCCCUCAAACUGGAUCCCAUCAGCUGGAAUUGCAGAUUUCUCCCGCAGCAGAACGGCCACCCGGACCCACUGGAUGAGCUGAUCCUGGUACCACUGGCUUCCCCUCGUGACAACGGCUCGGUCCACGUCCCGGUGCCAAAGGGAAUGACGGUGCAAGAGGUGUUAGAACAUGUCAAGCAGAAGCAGAAGCGAGGGAUCUAUGAGGAAUACGAGGGCAUCCGGCGAAGGAGUCCGCCAGGCACUUUUGCCUGCUCCUUAGCUCCCUUUAACCAGGAAAAGAAUCGAUACGGAGAUGUCCCAUGCCUUGACCAAACCAGGGUGAAGUUGUCCAAACAGUUUAGCUACCACGAGUUGACCGAUUACAUCAAUGCCAGCUUCAUGGAUGGCUACAAGCAGAGGAAUGCUUACAUUGGCACCCAAGGACCAUUAGAAAACACAUAUAAUGAUUUCUGGCGCAUGGUGUGGGAACAGAAUGUGCUGGUGAUUGUCAUGACCACAAGGCUCGAAGAAGGAGGCCGAAGGAAGUGUGGUCAGUACUGGCCAUUGGAGAAAGACUUCCAGUCCUCUUAUGGAACGCUGACGGUCACCAACUUGGGAGUGGAGAACCUCAACCACUACAAAAAAACCAUGCUGGAGAUUUACAACUGUGAGAGCCGCGAGAGGCGCCUGGUGACCCACUUCCAGUACGUGAGCUGGCCCGACUACGGAGUCCCAUCCUCGGCAGCGACGCUCAUUGACUUCCUGGGGGCAGUCAAGCAGCAGCAAAGAGUAGCAGUCAGUGCUCUGGGUCCGCGAUACAAAGGCCAUCCAGGCGGACCACCCAUCGUGGUGCAUUGCAGUGCAGGGAUCGGUCGGACGGGUAAGUCCACUAGCACCUUCCCUGGCCUGGGCCCCCUCUAGAUCAGUUGGACUACCACUCCCAUCAUCCCCAGCCAACACUCCCAUAGGCUCGUCACGCUUUGGAUAGGAGCCUCUUUUUUGCAUGCUCAGGGUUCCAAGACUUGCAUUACAGGAUACACCUGUGGUCCGACUCGGUAAGGGGCAACAGCCUUCAUUCAUAUAUGCAGAGCUUGCACUUAAUUCUUUUUUCAAACUAACGCUGUUAUAAGUAAGCUGUAACUAAACUGGGAGCAACAUUACUCCUUUUGGGAUGAUGUUGUAACUUUUUCAUUCUUUACAUA
This is a messenger RNA of Sceloporus undulatus (fence lizard), 1739 nucleotides long. RefSeq names its product tyrosine-protein phosphatase non-receptor type 9-like. The record is from RefSeq and is a predicted model, not a curated record. The transcript has 11 exons. Gene Ontology annotation, biological process: protein dephosphorylation. NCBI's taxonomy places the organism in Eukaryota, Metazoa, Chordata, Lepidosauria, Squamata, Phrynosomatidae. Bases 1 to 1458 code for a protein of 485 amino acids. Gene Ontology annotation, molecular function: protein tyrosine phosphatase activity.